AUGCUGAGCGCCGGUUGGUCCCUGUUGCAUCCCAAAUGUGCCUCUAUCCCAGAAGCGCUUCUGGGAUGGAGUGCAUCUGGGAUAGGCCAUCAGUCCCCCAGGCUGUUUGGGAACGCAUCAGGAGGAGAAUAUCAUCUGCGAAUAGUAAACGUCACACGGGAGGAUGCAGGGGACUACAGAUGCGUCCUGGCAGGUCGAGAACACAUGUUGGUAUAUUCCGAACUGAAUGUAAUAGUUCCAGUUCCCGACCCCCCUACUUUGACUGGUCCGGAAACGCCAUUGCGAGUAGGCCAAGAACUGGUGUUGAAAUGUGUGUAUACUCAAGGAUAUCCAAUAGCACAGUUAUCAUGGUACAAUGGUACGGACCUGAUUACAAAUAUCAACUUCGUCGAAGGAAUAGGACUAUCCCUCGGACCGAAUGGUGAACGUAUAGAGGAAAGUACCAUUUAUUUCCGGAACAACGUGACCAAGUAUGACAACGGCGUGAACGUGACCUGUAGAGUGAGCCAAUCCGAAGGCGGCAUCACCAUUGAGAAGGAAUCCUGGAAAGUUCUGACUGUCCACUACCCUCCGACUGUAGUUGUUCCCAGAGAGCAAGUCAGAGUCUUCGAAGGUAAAACUGCAGCCAUAACCUGCCAGGUCGACAGCAACCCUACUGCGGUCAUCACAUGGAUCAAGCUGGGAGAUAACACUACUGUUCUGCAGGGAAACCUUGCUAACAGAAACCAAACUCUCGUCAUUCCUCGCGCAUCCCAACGAGACGAGGGGACAUACCAGUGCUCUGCGGAGAACGAUCUGCCUCCUAAGGCAGUCGGGACUGUACAAUUUUUUGUAGACGUUAAACCCUAUGAUACGUACACUCGUGACGUCGCUAUCAUCACUAUCUCCGUGGUUGCUGCUGUGACUCUAGCGGCAAUAGUUGUAGUCAGCAUCAUCGUGGUAAAGAAAAAGGGGUGAAUUUGAUGUCUAAUCUAAUUUCAUCUACCUGUUGUAUGUCGGCUGAAGUUGGAUGACGUCCACUGGGGUCAUAUAAAAGUGGCUUAUAGAAAGAACAAGCAGGCAAAUUUUAGGUUCAUUUUCACAUAUUCUGUAGCCUUGAUACCAUCCGGAAAGUAGUUCGCUCUGACGUUCAUUACAUACUAUAUACAGUCGCUUCUAGCUCUGAUAUUCAUUAUACACAAUAUUAUAUAUUAAGAAUUUCAAGAACGAAUAAGAAGAAAUGUCAAGAAUAGCACACUUCCCUUCAUUGUAUCAUUGUUAAAUGGAUCUUAAUGAAGUUUUUAAGUAUUGUUUUAUGUAUCAUACACCAAUUCAGCCUUGUAUGGCUGCAAUGAUAUGUACAUGUAUAUACGCACUUGUUUUUUGUUUAAGUGUGACCAAUCGUUCACUGUGGAACAUGUACAACCAGCUGCGCCAUUGCCUUCGAAGCUGGUGUGUUACACCAGAGGGUGGUUGUAUAUAAUUAUACUUGCUAUACAUAUACAGAAGCUGAUGUGUUACACCAAAGGGUGGUUGUAUAUAAUUAUACUUGCUAUACAUAUACAGAAGCUGAUGUGUUACACCAAAGGGUGGUUGUAUAUAAUUAUACUGGCUAUACAUAUACAAAAGCUGAUGUGUUACACCAUAGGGUGGUUGUAUAUAAUUAUA
Messenger RNA from Branchiostoma floridae (Florida lancelet), 1647 nucleotides. Its product is annotated as hemicentin-2-like. NCBI's taxonomy places the organism in Eukaryota, Metazoa, Chordata, Leptocardii, Amphioxiformes, Branchiostomatidae. Gene Ontology annotation, molecular function: cell adhesion molecule binding. Gene Ontology annotation, cellular component: cell-cell junction. The record is from RefSeq and is a predicted model, not a curated record. Gene Ontology annotation, biological process: cell-cell adhesion. The transcript has 6 exons. The coding region runs from base 1 to 957 and encodes 318 amino acids.